Molecule: messenger RNA, 2186 nt
Organism: Ailuropoda melanoleuca (giant panda)
Lineage: Eukaryota; Metazoa; Chordata; Mammalia; Carnivora; Ursidae
Gene: SUMO3
Product: small ubiquitin like modifier 3
Exons: 4
Coding region: 553-969 (138 amino acids)
Molecular function (GO): protein binding
Source: RefSeq, a predicted model, not a curated record
ACUUUAUUCAGCAACGGGCAAGGCUUUCUCCAGAGCAGGUCCACCAGGGGCACCAAGCCCGUGGGAUCUGCUCCGCAUCACUAACAGAGAAGUGCAAAUCAGAGCCACGGCGGUGGGGAGGGCUGCUCUCCAAGACCAGAAGCGCACACCGGUGGGCCUGCGCACUGUCGGCGGGAGCACAGAACGGUGCAGCGCCUGGAGAAUGAGUAUGGGUGUUCCUACAAAAGUUAAAGAUAGCAUCACCGUAUGGAGCUGCAAUCCUCCUUCUGGGUGUUUGCCCCAGGGAAUGAAAGCAGGGUCUCCACCAGAUGCUUAUUCCCCCAAGCUCACUGCAGCUACUCAUUACAGCUGCUGUAUGGAAAUAACCCACGUGUCCGUGGACAGAUGAAUGCAGAUGAGUGGACGUACAGAACGAGGCCCACCCGCACAGCAGGAGGGAGUUACCAGGACACCUGCUACACCAUGUGCGAACCUCGAGGACAUCAUGGCGAGUGAAACAAGCCGGCCCCAGAAGGACAAACAGUGUGAUCCACUUUUGUGAGAUUUUAUGAGAUGCCUAGGAGUCAAAAUCAUAGAGACGAAGAACUGGGGGCUGGGCAGAGGGGAGUUAGGGUUCAACGGGCACGGUUUCAGUGCCGCUCAACAAACAGCGUUCUAAAGCUGGAUGUGGUGAAGGUUGUGGGGCGUCAGGAGGGCGUGAAGACCGAGAACGACCACAUCAACCUGAAGGUGGCGGGGCAGGACGGCUCCGUGGUGCAGUUCAAGAUCAAGAGACACACGCCGCUGAGCAAGCUGAUGAAGGCCUACUGCGAGAGGCAGGGCUUGUCAAUGAGACAGAUUAGAUUCAGGUUUGAUGGGCAGCCGAUUAACGAAACAGACACCCCUGCACAGCUGGAGAUGGAGGACGAAGACACCAUCGACGUGUUCCAGCAGCAGACAGGAGGCUCGCGGGACAGCAGCUGCCCCUAAGGGCUCCGGCUCUACAGGGACCGUCCCCACCGUGUCGUCGUCCUUGCAUCUGCUGUUGAAUAGUGAACAAGUGACCGUGCCCAUCGCGAAGGCGUCUGCGGAAACCCGAGGACAGUCACCAAAAUUACUUCCCUCUCUGACGUUUUGCGUGGGCAACUCAGAACUCUGCAGGGGGGAGCCCACAGCUGGAAUCGGGCCAGUCACACUUGUCUUUGUUGGGGUGAAAUGAGUUGUGAGGGUUUUUGGGUUUGUUUUUGCUUUCAAUUUUGUUUUUUCUCCCCUCUGACUUUGCCCCCAAACUUGUGGUCUGAAUGUCCACUUUUAGUCUAGAUAGGGAUCUGACCCCAGGGGUUGACACCCCCACCCCACUGCUUAUUCCAGUUGAGAGCUCACAGCACCACAGUGGGGGUGCUUCUGUUGGACACGUUUUGGGGGCGGUUGGGGGAUGGGAGACCAACUUCCACUAUUUUAUAUAGGCACAGGUUUUUAAAAUGCUAAAUAUUGCAUUUCAGGAUAUGGUAAAGUUGAAGGGAAAAUACUGGAAUGCAUUUUAAAAGGUGAAAAGGAAAAUAAGCAGGUCCUUCAGUAACAUGGCCCUGGGCAUCAGCACCCACUGCCUGGCGCCUGGGGCCGCGGUGCAGGCAAAGCGUGGGGCCGCAGAAACAGGCCUUUUCCCUUAACAGAGAAGGCAAUCCCCACGUGUCUCACUUGGUCAUAGUGCUGUGGCCCCAGAUUUCUGCUCCUCUGAGUAAUUAUGGUCUCUCUAUAAAAAAGCAAGAUUCAGUAUUGCUGAAUUUGCACUUGUUUUUGUGUGAAAGACCUGCUUCAAAGUGUUACCCACAGAGCCCAUGGAAAGGUCACUCCAUGUCACCCUCACGGACUUGGGCUGUGCUGCUUUCCAAACAGGUAAGGGACUUACACUCUAGUAUGUGAUUUUGGUUCUGUGAGAUGUUUUGGGAUCUGUUCCAAUUAAACUGAUAGCUUUCCUCCUGUCUUUGUGUACGGACCCACUGCUGCCUUGUUCUAGUCACAGAGCGUGACCGUGACUGUCAUCUCCUGCUUGCCUGAAAUCUUGCUGAAGGUGUUCGCAUUUCCUUUGUCUUGCUGUUUGGGCGUGGGUGGGAUGUCUGCUGGCUCUGUUCCGUUUAUUCACCAAUUUGUACAUUAUUUGUUGUCCUUUGCUACUGUAAACAGUAAAUAUAGUUUGGUAUUCUGUC